CUCUGACAAGGACACCCACCAUCCCCAGCGCGUGCCAGAUCAACUCCCGACGUCGUUGACCACGACAACGACGAGGCACCUAGGGACCACCUCGACGACGACGACGCUGCCCCGCCAUACACCCAACCACCCCCGCGCCCCAGCUCUGAUACUCAUCGAGACAGCCGGCUCUCGAUAACUAGGCAGCGAUGGCAAACACACCACCGGACAAUAUCCCAAUCAACCGGGGUGACUCGGUCAAGGCUUAUGCUACGCAGAGUUCGUCACCAGAUGGUUCCGAGUCCCCAUCCUGGCAAACUCAGUCCACAUUGACAUCGGCGACGUCGACUUCCAACUCUUCGAGCUCGCCACCUGGACCAAUGACGCCUCCGCCAAGAUUGGAGAGGUCGAGGAGUAGCCGGUAUGGAGACCUUGGACGCGUCCCGCUCCACCGCAGAGGGACUUCUAAGCGAUAUGAGAACUUUGAGGAUUUGCUGAGGGAGGCUGGGUACAAGGAAACGCGCGUAUUUACGCCGGAAAUGGAGCGACUCAAAGAGGCGGCAGCAGAUGGCAGAGCAGACGAGAAUCGACUUAGCAGUAUGGGUGCAGUUGUCGACUUUCUGACCAACCUCUUCCCUGGUCCAGGCAGGCAUUCUCGGCAGCCGAGCGACGAAUUCUCACCACCACCGUCGCCACUCGGGGAGAGAAGAUCCGUGAGGGAACCUGCGACACCCGGUGACUUGUCCUCUUCCAUGGAGAGCUUCGACGACGCCACCCCAAAGGCGACCUCAAGACAGGUUUCGGAUGCGAGAUCGCGCUACGACCUCUCCUCUCGUCCCUCACAAGCCUCUCUGUAUCAUCCACCACCGUCCCCCACCCUAGCUCAUCCCCGGCCAUCUCGAGCUAAAGCCUACCUUCGCCACAUGGCCUCGAACAUCAGUAUGCAGCAGCCCCCUCGACCCAACUCUACCCCAGCCCACCACCGUGCGCCCUUCUCCCUGCGCUCGAGAGAGAAGGACGACGACGAUCCCAGCAUCAUCUUCACCACCAAGGGCAACGGCGAGGGCGAGGAGGAUCCGAGAGCCCAGCCGCCGCUCCCCAAUACGUGGCUCGAAACUGUGGCCCGUGCCGUCCUUGCGAGUGGCUCUGGGAUGCACAUCGGUGGCCCGCUGCAGAGCCACCCGGCGUCCCGCAGACCCCAGCUUCGAAACACCCGGAGUUCCCUCUCCCAGACCACCUCCAAUUGGCGCACCCACGGAAAGCGGCGUAGCGGAUUAUCGGAUCAGACGAAUACACUCGCCCCUCCUCCCUUCUUGACGAUGCUUGAGCGAGGACGGGCGGGCAGGAGCGAGACCGAAGUGACACGUACCAGAGUGGUUUGUAGGAGUGCACCGGGAAGUCGUGCGAGUUCGUUGGUGAGAAGAGAGAGUGGGAUGGGUCGGCGAGAGCGAGGUAGAGGGGAUAAGCGGCGGAGGGAUGCGGAUAAAGAUCGGCUGCCCAGUCUGGCCAGGACCCAGGUCGAGGGCGAUCCGUGGAAUCAUGGACGAGGAAGACCGGCGGCGACGACGACGAUGACGGCUAACGAUGUGAAGAAUCGGUACCUUCGAGGAAGAGGAAGGGGUGCCGGGUCGACGAUGGUUAUUGAUGAUGAUUAUGAUGACAGUGACGAAGGUGGUACUUCGGACGACGACGAGGACGGAGAUGGAGAGGUUGAUCUUCGCCAGAUGUUGGUUCUCCCCAUUGCCAGGCGACAGAAUUCUAUCCACAGCUUGCGAAGGCACCUUCAAUUGGAGAACGCCAGCAACCGCCCCCAAAUGGCUCGCGGCAGAUCAUUUGCCAGUCAGAAGUAUGUCCGGUCUCCGCUCAGCGAUGACGACUUGGGUCAGGAGUGGGGCAGUGGAUGGGUGCGACAUGGAGGAGGGAGCGCUGGCGUGGAAGAUGAUGAAGAUACCAACACGUUUGCCCAGGUGUUUGGCGACGCUCGCAAUAGGACAUGA
Molecule: messenger RNA, 1976 nt
Organism: Coprinopsis cinerea okayama7#130
Lineage: Eukaryota; Fungi; Basidiomycota; Agaricomycetes; Agaricales; Psathyrellaceae
Exons: 2
Coding region: 189-1976 (595 amino acids)
Source: RefSeq, a predicted model, not a curated record